AUGCUCCCCGCCCUGUGCCACGGAGAGGGUUCUCUUUACAAGGGAAUCCCGGCCGCAGAUGAGCACUCUCGUAGACUUGCUGUUCUCUGCUGUGGCGUUAAUCGCCAGCGAUGUUCAACAGGUGUAGCUUCGGCUGCUGCAGCCGGGGGGUUCGCCGGCGGAGUAUGUGGUGCUAUUAACAUGUACUGUCUGCAUCUGGAGGGCUAUGAGGCAACAGCAGCAGCUUCUGCAGGUCUGAGAGCAUCUGCAGGCAGCAGUAGUGGGAACCAUGAAACCUCAGGUCCUUCAGGCUCAGCCCUUCUGCUGCUCCUCCUUACUGGGGCUGAGGCAGGAUGGGUGGCCUUCUGUGAAGGAGCAAGGCAGCGAGUUUAUCCGUGCAGGGAAGAUGUUGAUAUUCCCAGUAGGCGAGUUUUGAUUACUGGUGCUACGGGACUUCUUGGCAGAGCUGUGUUUAAAGAAUUUAAGGAAAAUAAUUGGAAUGCAGUUGGCUGUGGAUUUAGAAGAGCUCAGCCUAGAUUUGAACAGAUUAAUCUUCUGGACUGUAUUGCAGUUCAUGAUAUUAUCCAUGAUUUUCAGCCUCAUGUUAUAGUGCAUUGUGCUGCAGAAAGAAGGCCAGAUGUUGUAGAAAGUCAACCAGAUGCUGCUUCUCAGCUCAAUGUGGCUGCUUCAGGGAACUUAGCAAAAGAGGCAGCUGGAGUUGGAGCAUUUCUGAUCUACAUUAGUACAGACUAUGUGUUUGAUGGAACAAGCCCUCCAUAUAAAGAGACUGAUGUACCAAAUCCCCUGAACUUAUAUGGUAAAACCAAACUGGAGGGUGAAAAGGCAGUCCUGGAGAAUAAUGAAGAUGCUGCAGUACUUAGGAUUCCUGUCUUGUAUGGAGAGGUAGAAAGACUGGAAGAAAGUGCUGUGACUGUUAUGUUUGAUAAAGUGCAGUUCAGUAAUAAAUCUGCCAACAUGGACCACUGGCAACAAAGAUUUCCUACUAAUGUCAAGGAUGUAGCAACUGUUUGCAGACAACUGGCAGAGAAGAGAAUGCUGGACCCAUCAGUAAGAGGAACAUUUCACUGGUCUGGCAAUGAACAGAUGACCAAGUAUGAAAUGGCAUGUGCAAUUGCAGAUGCUUUCAACCUUCCCAGCAGCCACCUGAGACCAAUUACUGAUUGUCCAGUUGUGGGUGCUCUUCGUCCAAGGAAUGCUCAGCUAGACUGUUCCAAGUUGGAGAUGCUGGGGAUAGGUCAGAGAACACCAUUUCGAGCUGGGAUCAAAGAAUCACUUUGGCCUUUCCUUGUUGAUAAAAGAUGGAGGCAGACAGUCUUCCAUUAGUUUGUAACUUUUUUUUAGUACAAGUAUGGUAUGUGGCACUUUUAUAAAAGAAAAAAAAUAGUUU
This is a messenger RNA of Chaetura pelagica (chimney swift), 1387 nucleotides long. It is a transcript of the gene MAT2B, whose product is annotated as methionine adenosyltransferase II, beta. Bases 1 to 1323 code for a protein of 440 amino acids. Gene Ontology annotation, biological process: S-adenosylmethionine biosynthetic process. The transcript has 8 exons. NCBI's taxonomy places the organism in Eukaryota, Metazoa, Chordata, Aves, Apodiformes, Apodidae. Gene Ontology annotation, cellular component: methionine adenosyltransferase complex. Gene Ontology annotation, molecular function: methionine adenosyltransferase regulator activity. The record is from RefSeq and is a predicted model, not a curated record.